Molecule: messenger RNA, 285 nt
Organism: Protopolystoma xenopodis
Lineage: Eukaryota; Metazoa; Platyhelminthes; Monogenea; Polystomatidea; Polystomatidae
Source: the annotation of a GenBank genome assembly
AUGGUGGACAAGACGUAUUUGUUCACGUGUCAAUUCAAUGAAAAAGUUCAAUUCUACUCCACUUUCGGUUCAAUCCGACAAUAUCCAACCAUUUGCACGCCACUCUGGUGCUGCUGGGACGAGUACAGCACGAAGGCACUGAUUGCUGGGACGACAGAGCAGCUGCCCGACCGGUUGUCAGAUGUUCACGCUGGCGUUCAGAUGCUGAUGAUCAUGCAGACUGUGUUUGGCGUCCGUGUCCAGCCGAGCCUUGAUAGCGACCCUGUUGCCGAGGAGGCGAAGUGA